Molecule: messenger RNA, 712 nt
Organism: Paramecium sonneborni
Lineage: Eukaryota; Ciliophora; Oligohymenophorea; Peniculida; Parameciidae
Source: the annotation of a GenBank genome assembly
CACGUUAUAGAAAAAUGAAAGCCAUAUAAGAAACCUAUCAAAAAGGAUCAUAAAGAAAGUAUUUUAUGAAUUAAAUAUUAUUAGCUAUUUCAAAAGAAUAUUAAAAAUUUAUUUCCUAUGAUUUUAUUAAACAAACAAUAGAAGUUCAAGAUGGAUUUUUAUUGAUUUUUUUCCCUAACCGGGAUUAUAAAGAGUUUUUAGUUAAUAGUAUAAGAGGAUUUUACAAAAACCCAUUAGAUAUUUUGUAGACUUAUAGAUUUAGAGUUUCUAAUACUAAGUUGGCAAUGUUAGAUUUACGAAUGCAAACAUUUGAUAUUGAUUAAUUCAAUAUGUCUAUUUCUCGAUAGUUGAUAGGUCAAGGAAGUUUAAUGGUAGCAUAUCAUGGAGUUGGAGAUAGAAAAUUUGGCUAAGAAAUGAAAAGUUAUAUUUCUCUCAGGCUUUAUCCAGUUGUUGUUCCUGAUCCAAAAAUUACAUAAAAGAUAUUAAAUUAAAAAGAAAUUGAUGCUUAAAUGGAAGUUACUCAAUUAGAUAUUGUCGAAAGUCUUUUUGGAAGUUCCUUUUAAUAUUCAAGCAGUAAUUUAAAAUAUUUUAAAAAUGUAGUUGAUGUUAGACUCUUUAUCUUCCGAGUAAUUAAAAUACAAAUUUAAAAUCAAUUGAACGUAUUAGUUGAGAAGUUGUUGAUGUUGUAGGGAUCUUGAAGAAUCAACACCCA